Molecule: messenger RNA, 897 nt
Organism: Symbiodinium natans
Lineage: Eukaryota; Dinophyceae; Suessiales; Symbiodiniaceae
Source: the annotation of a GenBank genome assembly
AUGGGCCUAUGGUCAAUAUACGUGCCUCCAGCUGCUUGUCUCAGCUGGGAAGCUAUGAUCAGAGCCCGCAUGGAGAGCCUUAUGGGGGUGUACCGCUCUAAGUCCGACAAAUGCCGGGACAUGGAGGCCGACAUCUUUAUAGGGCUCGAGGCCCUGCUCGUCGAAAGCGCCAAGUACAGGAUCUACAAGGCCAUUCCCUGGAAUGCGGACAACUGCAUCGCAGAUCUGAGCUCUUUGGGGGCGGGUGAGUACUGCAAUAUCUGCCGCGACGCCUCACGGGGAUGUGCUGCCAUGGCGUUCAUCUCCAUUGGCUGCAGCCUCUUCAACAUCUGGACCGACGUGCAGCGGAUGCGAGCCCGGAAUGAUCACAACUGCAUCAAGGCCGUGGCGAUUGUGAGCAACAUCGUGGGAGCUCUGCAGUUGCUGCUGGCCGUGUCAAUCUUUCAGCUCUUGUGUGUGGCAGAGUUUCCCAGGGAAGAUACCAACCGGACGUACCGGCUAGCACUCGCCAUGGGCAAAGGAGGCGCUCUCAUCGCCAGCGCGUGCUGCAUCAAUGUCUUCAACAUCGUGAUGCAUUGGUGCAUUCCAGUCCCUGCUGCACGCUGGAAGCGAGGCGUGGAGCCCUGGAAGGAUCCGGGCACGGGUCUGUGGCCUCCGCUAGACACGGCGGUGAAGGACUUCGAUGGCCCCCUCCCUCAGGCCUCGUCGUCGGCAAAGCAGGGCUGGAUGGACGGAGCCGACGACGACGAUCCGGUUCGCGUCCUCAUGCGAGCUGGAAUGCCUCGGCCCGAAACGCCGGAUAUUUGGCCGGACCUCCACGGGGACGAGGAGCCAGGAGACUUGCCAGCCCUAGCCGGGGACAGCAAGAACCGCCGUCCCUCAAUAGAGUCGGUUUGA